Lineus longissimus is the source of this 2281-nucleotide messenger RNA. RefSeq names its product spermine synthase-like. The transcript is spliced from 12 exons. The coding region runs from base 250 to 1461 and encodes 403 amino acids. Gene Ontology annotation, molecular function: spermine synthase activity. Gene Ontology annotation, biological process: spermine biosynthetic process. Lineage: Eukaryota; Metazoa; Nemertea; Pilidiophora; Heteronemertea; Lineidae. The record is from RefSeq and is a predicted model, not a curated record.
GACGUUCAUGGCUAUCGAAAAACUUUUGUCCUCGUCUAAACUAGUAAAUUAUCGUAAACAUCUCCCCUCAGCUACCAAACCCAGUUAGCAAAGUCUUCUAGAAUACAUUAGGGACUCGAAGAUUUUGCUAUUCCGACAAUAUUUGGUGGGAGCUAGGAGAAAUUUAGCGUGACAGCUCGAUGAAACGCAUGACCAGUCAGUGCUCAAACUAACUUCAUCGAAGUUGUCUGUUGAUUCCCACUUGUAAAGAUGACUUGCAACACUGUAGUGCUAGCUCUUUGGGUCAGCCCUGACCUGAUGAAAGAUCCUGCAUUCAAUGAGGAUCUUCUCAAGAUUGGUACCAUCUGUGUUGGUGAGGUGGCAUCCCGUCAUGACAUCGAUGUAGGCAAGGGUGAUCGAAAUGUUAUAAUUGUUGGCAAGGACAGUUCCCAUGUGAAUAUGCGUCUUUAUGUCAGCCAUGGACUUGUCACCAUUGACAUUUACUACAUGCACGAAACAAAGAAUGGCACCGACAAAGACAUGAGUGAGAAAACUCCAAGCGAGUUAUUGCAUAUUGCGGCAUGCUGUCCAACAGCAGGAGUUGUUGCCUAUGAACGAUUCAUCACUGUGAAUCUCACAAACAAGAUAAAGGAAUAUCUCGGCAAGAAAUGUGUGCGUUUCGAGAGCAUGCAGACUCCCAUUCGUCGGGGCGACACCGUAUGGAGAUACUUCUCAACGUCAGAUGAACGUUUAUGGGAAGCAAACUAUGAUGAACUUGUCUUUGAAAAGGACUCUAAAUGGCAGAAUAUUCGAAUUUAUCACUCUCCUGAGUAUGGCAACACUUUGCAUCUGGACUUGGAUGUCAUGUUUGCUGAAGGUGACACCAUCUACUCGGAAACGCUGUUGGGAGUUGGAAGUGAAAGACGUAUGGACUACACUGACAAGGAGGUCCUGAUUCUCGGCGGAGGGGAUGGUGGCCUCAUCCACCUCCUUAGGCAGGAGAAUUGUAAAAUGGUGACAAUGUGUGAGAUUGAUGAGGAGGUAAUAAAUGCGUGUCGCACUCAUUUGCCUAAGGCGUGCUUCGACAGCAUGGAUGAAUACGAGGGCCCUAACCAUAAGAUUAUAAUUGGCGAUUGCGUAGAAUUGCUUAUUGAUGACGUGGCGACUGGAAAGAAAUAUGAUGUUGUCGUUAAUGACUUGACAGAAUUUCCGGUUGAUAUAAAUGAAAGAGUCUGUGUUUAUGACUUCAAAACUGCAGCGCUGAUCAUGGAGAUGUCGCUGAAACUGCUUAAACCUGGUGGGAGGUACUUGGCAAGGGGCAAUUGCUGGGGUGCCAAAGACUACCAUGAGCGCUUCAUCACAGACGUGGAGAAACUUGGCUGUAAAUGGAUCAGACGUUACCGAAGAGUUCCAUCCUUUGCUGAAGACUAUGCACAUUACGAAGUAUGGAUCCCAGAAAUGGAAGAAAACCAUACAUCAUGAGGGCCACGACGUCUGUCCGCGGGUGAUCAACAGCUGUAUGCACUGGGCUAUUUAUAUUUGGUUGUGGUGUGAAGAUGGAGACUUCGAGGUUAUUUCUGAAAAUGUACUCUCACCCAAAGAAGAAACAUGAUGACUCAAAGUGAGGUUGUGUGGGCUAACAUAUAGGAUGUUAUAAACUUGUAAGGAACUUGUUAAAGGCUGAGGUGAACCUGCACUAUUCAAUGGCUUAAACAGUAACUUUGUAAUAGUUUUGCUAAAGCAGACAAUGCACUAUUUACUCUUUUACCGGCAAUCAUCACUGUAGCAACGAUUUAGUGAUUACCGGUGAGAACAUUGUAGGCCCAGUUUUUUGUGAAUUUUUCAUCGUUUUUCUCAGCGGUUUUAAUUCUGUAAAUAAGAUUUUACUCUAUAGUCUCUAGUCAUUCCGAUAGGAGAGCUUGCUUUAAUUGUUUAAACUUCCUCUGAUAUCACCAAAUAAAGUAAAUCGUCCCAAGUUACUACGGUAGGUCUAAUAUAACUUUACUCUUACCUUGAUCAGUUUGAUGAUGGUAUGCAACACCUAGGAUUUGAAAAACCAUACUAUUUCAAUACAAAACCUGCCUUGCAAGAUCUUUUCUUGCAAAACCACCACAUUACUUCCGAACCUGAUCUUUGAGGACUCUAAGGUCAUAUCAUCCACUGAGGACUGUUUAGUUGUCUCAUUCCAUAGAAUUGGAAAGUAGCAUUUUUGACAAUUUUGUUAGCAAUAUUACAGGUUGCAUUCAUUCUGGCCUACCCUGUAUAAUGUACAAUGGUUUUUAUUAUUUUCUUAAAUCUUGAC